This is a messenger RNA of Megalops cyprinoides (Indo-Pacific tarpon), 948 nucleotides long. It is a transcript of the gene fcf1, whose product is annotated as FCF1 rRNA-processing protein. The record is from RefSeq and is a predicted model, not a curated record. NCBI's taxonomy places the organism in Eukaryota, Metazoa, Chordata, Actinopteri, Elopiformes, Megalopidae. The transcript has 8 exons. Gene Ontology annotation, cellular component: small-subunit processome; nucleolus. The coding region runs from base 62 to 655 and encodes 197 amino acids.
ACCUGGCGUAGCACAUCAACACGAGGGUUUGGAGUGGGGAAGGAGGACGACUUUGGAUAAAAUGGGGAAGCAGAAGACAAAGAAAUACGCUGCGAUGAAAAGGAUGAUUAGUUUAAAAGACCAACGAAUAAAACCACAAGAUCGCGCUAAAGCAAAAGAGAAAAAGAAGAAUGACCCAUCUGCAAUAAAGGAAAAGGAAGUGUCAAAGUACCCAUCAUGUUUGUUCUUCCAGUACAACACUCAGCUGGGUCCUCCCUAUCACAUCCUAGUUGACACAAAUUUCAUCAACUUCUCCAUUAAAGCCAAACUUGACAUAGUGCAGUCCAUGAUGGACUGUCUAUAUGCUAAAUGCAUACCCUGUAUCACAGACUGCGUAAUGGCUGAGAUAGAAAAACUUGGAAUGAAAUAUCGAGUUGCUCUAAGGAUAGCCAAAGAUCCGCGGUUUGAGCGACUGCCCUGCACACACAAAGGAACAUAUGCUGAUGACUGUUUAGUCCAGAGGGUCACACAGCACAAGUGUUACAUUGUGGCCACAGUGGACAGAGACCUGAAGAGAAGGAUCCGGAAGAUCCCAGGAGUGCCAAUCAUGUACAUCUCCAACCACAGGUACAAUAUUGAAAGAAUGCCUGAUGACUAUGGUGCUCCAAGAUUCUAACUUUCUUCAGAUUGGAUUAGACAUGGAGUUCAGCUACAGGAGCAGCUGUGGAUUUUGUUGUGGGAUUGUCAUCACAGACUUAUUUGCUCAUUCCUGUGAAGGGAGAACGGAGUUCUUACAGUUUCAGUAAUAUUGGACCACAGAAGGGAACAGAAUUUCAAGAUUGUAAUUUCAGAUGCUUCAAGCCUCUGUGUUUGGAGUGGAGAGUAACCUGAAGAUGUUUUUGCAUGUCUUGACUAGAAAGAGAUGGCCAAUGGUUUGUUUUGAAUUAAAUGCAACACAAUAAAUUAUAA